Molecule: messenger RNA, 1257 nt
Organism: Clonostachys rhizophaga
Lineage: Eukaryota; Fungi; Ascomycota; Sordariomycetes; Hypocreales; Bionectriaceae
Source: the annotation of a GenBank genome assembly
AUGAAGGCCUCACUCCUUUCCGCACUGGCGCUGUCCUUUGCGACUCAGGUGCUCGGAGCGCCCAACGUCGUCGCCAGGGACAAUUCCGGGUUUGACAAAGGACAGCCCAUCAGCAGCGAUGGCAAGGGUGGACCUAUCCUGGGUGGAACCAACCCAGCUCGAGACCUGGAGAACCCUGACAACUUGGGUCGCCAGUCUACCGACUCGGGUAUUGUUCCCAAUCUGAAGUGGAGCUUCUCCGACUCCAAGACUCGCCUGUUGAACGGCGGUUGGGUCAGAGAGCAGGUCAUCCAGGAUCUGCCGCAGAGCCACGACAUUGCUGCCGCUCAGCAGCAUCUCAAGAAGGGCGCGACCCGAGAGCUCCACUGGCACCGUGUCGCCGAAUGGGGCUUCGUCUACGCUGGCCGCGUUCUGAUAAAUGCUGUUGAUGAGAACGGCGUCUAUCAGAACGUCGAGCUGGGUCUUGGUGAUAUCUGGUACUUCCCCAAGGGAGUUGCACAUGCUGUGCAUGGACUCGACGAGGACAAUGAGUUCCUUCUUGUCUUCGAUGACGGUGACUUCGACAAGGCCGGAACCACCUUCAACAUCGAUGACUGGCUAUCACACACACCCAAGGAUGUUCUAGCCAAGAACUUUGGUGUUGACCAGAAGGUCUUUGAGAAGCUUCGCCAGGGCAGCCCGUACAUUGUCAAUGGCACCGUCUCCAACGGCGACGUUACGAAUGCUCCCGACUCCAAUGCCUCCGGAGACGCCUCUUUUGUCUACCGCACCCUCCAACACGAUGCCGAGAAGAUCGGCGGAAGCGGAGGUGAAUUCCGCAAGAUUGACUCGACCAACUUCCCCAUCAGCAAGACCAUUGCCGCGACCUACGUGACCCUCAAGCCCGGUGGCCUGCGAGAGCUCCACUGGCACCCCAAUGCCGAGGAGUGGCUGUACUUCCACAAGGGCAAGGCUCAGGCCACAGCCUUCACUGGUAAUGGAAAUGCCCGAACCUUCGACUUCUCCGCUGGAGACACUGCCGUGUUCCCGGACAACUCUGGCCACUAUAUUGAGAACGUCGGCACAGAGGACCUGAUUUGGAUCGAAAUUUACAAGGCCGAGAAGGUGGCCGACAUCUCGCUCACACAAUGGCUCGCUCUGACUCCUUCCGACAUCGUGGCCAACGUGCUCAACGUGCCACUUGAGUUCGCCAAGGACCUGAAGAAGGAGAAGCAGGUGCUGCUCAGCAGCGAGGAGCAGAAGCCGCACAGCAAGUAA